ACAGUAUGAACACGCCCCCUUACCAUUGGAUUAUAAAACGGAGAAAGUGAGCAUUUGAUCUGCACAUUUGAUCUACAUACACUCAAGGAUCGAUGGUGAACGGACUGAUCAAAUCGUUUGUCAACACCAAGGACGCUGAGGGGCAGUAGACAAAACAUCCUCCUUCCUGUAGUAUGUGGAACGAGUUUUCCUGUGGUUCCUCCAGACCGUAAGUUGGCAUCGACAGUCGAAGAACCUCACCUUCCUGGAGAAAACAAUAUCGGUAUCUUGGAUGCAGAGCUAUCCAGUUCAACUAUAACACGGAGUUGCUACAUCUGACAUUCAACUGAUACAGACCCAAGAGGAAUCAGGGUUACAUACUCCCAGCAAACCACCUGACCAGACUCCAACCCUAUUGUCUACAAUGAGUACGGAUAUACCUCUUUUCAAUGAAGACUGUCUGAAGUUGGCUCAGCAGUUAGUCACCAAACAUCCUAUGUUAAAAUCCGGGUUUGAAGACAUCAACUCCUUAGUAAAUGCUCUCGAAGACGAUCCCGCUUUGGCGUCAAACGGAAAACGGAUUAGGGUGCUCGCACAUAAGGCAAUAGGACUUUCAUACUUGAACACGGAUGAGUCACACAGACGGAUAUUCGCAGAGUACCUGUCCUACACGCGUGCUGCAGAUGUUAUAUACAAGGCGUAUAGUUUGUAUCUUAAAGCCAGGAAACUUGAGUUCUUGACGGAUAAAGUAGCUCGAGCACAGCUGACGUCAGAGGGCAGCUACACAUUUGUCCGUGAUAUUAGGGGUUGUUGUGGAACUACACGGACGCCAGUGUCCAGUUCGGCGAGAGGGUUUGCAACAGUGGCCUCCUGCGAUAUUUUGUGGGGGACCUGGAGGCUGUUCUGAAGGAAGCUGGUAGCCCUGACAAAGUAUCCGUACGUGACAUCUAUUUCCAGUCUGCUACGGGUGUCCUCCACAACUGCACAUACAACCCCAUCACCCGCCAACCUAUCAGGGAACUGGGAACAGUUUCUGUAGCCAUGGGCUACCUCAAAGGUGAAGCCCCAGAAAUUAAAAUGAUUAUUCUUCUGCUGCUGGCGAGCAUAAUCGACGAGGAUGACAAUAAAGCUCUUCUAGCUGACAGUACCGUCUUUACCAUAAUUUUGAACAUGAUCUUGUACGCCUGGAGAGAUCAACGUCAUCGCUGCAACGGCUUCUCUGCGUCUGAGCUGAUAGCCGGGCUCACGGGACUGGCGAAGAAUGACGACAAUAAGAAGAUCCUCACAGAGAAGGGAGCGAUCAAUGUACUAAUGACUGUGAUGCAGGAAGGAUCGGAUGAUGAGCGAGAGAAGGCAGUUCAGUGUGUUUGGGAGCUUGCAUUCGACAAGGAUAAUCAACGUAUAUUCUUGGAAAACGCUGAACUGAUGGCGAUACUGAGAAAACUGAACGAGUCACAAAACAAUAAACUGUCCAAAGUUUCCGGGGGCGCACUUUGGGUCAUCACCCAGGAGGGGGAGAGAGAGAACCAAAAACUGAAGAAGAAGGAUGUUAUGAAGAAGGACAGAAAGGUGAAGGAUGCAGGUCACAUAAUGAUCAGUUAUCAGUGGGCGGAUCAGAAAAUGCUUAUCAAGGUGAAGGAGUUUUUGAAAGGCCAUAACUUUAAGGUGUGGAUGAACAUCGACAACAUGGAGGGGUCCAAGCUGCAGACGAUGGCGGAGGCCGUUGAGAACGCGUCUGUUGUGUUGGUGUGUAUGUCGGAGGGGUACAAGCUGAAUCAGAACUGCAGGUCAGAAGCUGAGUAUGCCUAUAGCCUUCAGAAGCCCAUAAUACCCCUCCUUCUACAGAGAGACUACAAGCCUGAUGGCUGGCUGGGGUUCAUAACAGCUACAAAACUCUACUUCAACUUCAGCGGAAAAUUCCCUUUCGAAAAGAAAGCUUCGGAGUUGGUGAAGGGACUUGGUGCUCGAGGCAACGCGGGAUCGUCAGCCGAUAGUAUUGACGGGGAGACAACAGCAGUUGUGAAGUCCCAACCGUCUGAUGCUGGUCGGGACGCGUAUGGUACAGCCAACUGGUCACAAAAAGAUGUCCAAACCUGGCUUUGUAACCUGAACUUGGAAAAACAUUCUUCGCUGAAAAGUCUCACGGGAAAGCAACUGAUGUUUCUUCACAAGAUGUCAAAAGAGGUCCCAGAAUUCUUCCACAAUUACAUCAAAACUGACCUGCAGUUGAACAAUCUGGAAGAUCUGAUGAACUUCAGUGAGGCUGUGGAGAAUUUGUAAGAGAUUAUUUUUUACUAUAUAUCAACUGAAAAUCUCCAGCCUGUCUCCAAGUGAUCUUCAUUCGUUCUAUGGCGCAACCUAACACACUUCGAGCAUCUGUGACUCGACCAGUUGAUAUAAUGCUGUACAUGAAGUCUGAACAUUCUUAUCAUAUCAGGACACUGGAUCUACUUUCAAGCGAAAGUCGGGGCGGUGGGUAGGCUA
Messenger RNA from Haliotis rubra (blacklip abalone), 2463 nucleotides. RefSeq lists its product as uncharacterized. The coding region runs from base 1021 to 2259 and encodes 412 amino acids. Gene Ontology annotation, biological process: signal transduction. The record is from RefSeq and is a predicted model, not a curated record. The transcript is spliced from 11 exons. NCBI's taxonomy places the organism in Eukaryota, Metazoa, Mollusca, Gastropoda, Lepetellida, Haliotidae.